This is a messenger RNA of Westerdykella ornata, 1348 nucleotides long. RefSeq lists its product as uncharacterized. The record is from RefSeq and is a predicted model, not a curated record. NCBI's taxonomy places the organism in Eukaryota, Fungi, Ascomycota, Dothideomycetes, Pleosporales, Sporormiaceae. Gene Ontology annotation, molecular function: acyltransferase activity, transferring groups other than amino-acyl groups. The coding region runs from base 223 to 1131 and encodes 302 amino acids. The transcript has a single exon.
CAUACCCCGCAUCGUCGAACAUCAAGCCGCCGCCUCCCACACUCCGCAGUGAAAGCCUUCCCUCCCUGCCUGUCGUGGCUGCCUUCCUAGGUUGCCGCUGAGUCACCAGGACAGAUAAACGGACUUCCCGUUUCCUCCAAACCCUUUGAUUCUCCCCGCCUUGUUCUGCAACCAACCCGUCCUUCAACCCAUCGCGAAAAGCCCUCGUAGCCGUACAACGUCAUGGCCACUGUGAUAACCGGUGGCUUCGGCGCCUCCGAUGGAGCGAGCUCUGGCACCGAGUUCGUCGCCAGGCUGCCUCCGCCGGGCGACGACCUGAAAGACUACGACAACACCAAGCCCCAUCAUCAACAGCCCGCGUCGAUCCCGCAGAUCUUCCGCGAUGCCAUGUCGGUACGCGAGCUGGUCUUUGGGCAACAGGGGAUUCCUCUCGAGGCCGAGUUCGACGACGACGAUGCCCGCAGCUGGCACUGGGUUGUCUAUGCUUCCGUUGCGGCAACUUCGGCCUCGCCCACCUCCGAUGCCGCGCCUGGCCUGCCACUCUCGAACACGAGCACGAGCACGAAUCCGAGAGUUGACUACCGUCGUUCCUCGGCCUCUGCCAACGCUACCGCACAGCGUCUCCCCGUCGGCACCAUCCGCCUGAUUCCCCCUCCCCACGGGCCGAACAAGUAUCUCCACGGGGACAAGCACCCGGAUGCCGACCCUCCCGCAGCUAUCACCGAGAGUGUCGAGAAGAAACACCCUACAGGUACAGAGCCAUAUAUCAAGCUUGGCCGGUUGGCUGUCCUUCCAGACUAUCGCUCCAUCGGCCUGGCGAAGCUGCUCAUCAAUGAAGCUCUGGAAUACGCAGCAAAACAUCCUCAGAACAUCCGGCCUCCGCCUUCGCCCACCAAGUUGGAAAUUGCAAAUCAGCUCGGAGGUGCCAGCGAAACCGUCGCUGCUUGGCAGGGCCUGGCCAUGGUGCACGCCCAGGUCUCUGUUGUAAAACUCUGGGAGAAACUCGGUUUCACCGAGGAGCUACGAGACGCCUCCGGCGAGGUGGAGAUAUCCAAGGAACCGCACUGGAUGGAGGAGGGGAUUGAGCACGUUGGACUGUGGAAGAGGCUGAAGCUGGACACGAGGUUGUAGACAUCCGCCCCACCGCUGACAAUGCGUUGGGUUGCAUCUUCCUAACAUUUAUCCUCCUCCCGCUCUGUCCUAAACAUUCACUUCGUUGACACUUUGCUCACUGGGUUAUCUAGGGAACAGGACUUCAACCCGAUACUUGUUCCUCCCAAGUGGGGAUGGUCACGAGGAAAGAUGUUUGGGUAACAGUGUGCCGGGGUCCCUACAGGAUUUUGCCAUA